Camponotus floridanus (Florida carpenter ant) is the source of this 1300-nucleotide messenger RNA. RefSeq lists its product as uncharacterized. Lineage: Eukaryota; Metazoa; Arthropoda; Insecta; Hymenoptera; Formicidae. The coding region runs from base 252 to 1220 and encodes 322 amino acids. The record is from RefSeq and is a predicted model, not a curated record. The transcript has 7 exons.
UAUCGUUCCACCCCCAUGCGAGGCGAAUACGAGAGGGGAUUCUUGGCUCACUGGAGCAGUAGGUAAGGAUCCUGUUCGCAGUUUUACACCGGCCAUCAAGAGUAUCGGUACUUCCGGAAUAAUCGUAAUUGUUAUAAUUGCGUAAAAAAAAAAAAAAUAUUUAGGCUGCAAGUAUCGUGGACACAUCGUUUAAGCGCGAGUUGGAGUGUUUCAAUUUUAUUCGAAGCAACAAGAAUUGUUGAAUCUUCGUUAUGGCAAAUGAUAAUGAGAUCGUCGCAGACUGCCCCAAAAAAUCCGUAGACUUCGCGAAGAAGGAAUUGCGCGCAAUAUUGGGAAAAAUGAACGAGAUGAGGCCUUCAAUUAAAGCAUGGAGAUUGCUUCGAGUCCAUUCGCGAUUAAAACCAACAAAAACAAUGAAACCAAUGAAACUUCGCGCGAGGCACCUGUGGAUUUUGCUGAUCACAUGGAUAACGGUGCAAGUCGUUCAGAAUCGCAUUCAGACAUAUCGACAUAAUAAGUGUUUGAUAACGAUGCCCUGGUUUACGCAAAAAGUUUUCCGACCGCCAGAAGAUUGUUCGAUCUGCCAGGACAUUCAACAGGUUGACAAGCUUUCCGCCGUUGAUCCAACGAUCUUUGAGCAACGCUACGCGUAUUCAGGGAAACCAGUGGUGAUAAACGAUGCUAUGGCAAAUUGGACGGCGUCUAAAGUAUUUUCUUUCUCAUUUUUUAAAACGCUAUAUUACAAAAAGGAAGCAAAUUGCCAAUUUUUCCCAUACAAGACGGAAUUUAAGAAUCUACAGGAUGUCUUCGACAUGAACGCAAGUCGAGCCACAAUGGAAAAGGGCACAGAGCCUUGGUAUGUUGGGUGGAGCAACUGCGAUGAGAAAAUCGGUGCAAUAUUGCGUCAGCAUUAUCAAAGACCAUAUUUUCUCCCAGCCACUGCCGAAAGUGAGAAAACGGAUUGGAUUUUUAUGGGAAGUCAUGGCUACGGUGCACCGAUGCAUGUGGAUGAUGUAGAGCAUCCCUCUUGGCAAGCACAGAUAAAAGGUGAAAAAUUGUGGAUUUUGGAACCGCCAAGAGAAUGUCACUAUACUUGCAAGAGACUGGAAGUAAUCGUGCAUUCAGGAGAAAUAAUCAUUUUGGAUACGAAUCGAUGGUAUCACCAGACAAAAAUCGUUUCCAAAGAUAUGAGCAUUACCAUCGGUGCUGAAUAUGAUUAAUUAUGAGUUAUUCAUUAUAAUGGUGACAAUUGACACGUAAAUUUGAUAAUAAAAAAAUAUAACAAAUAUAAUAACUCUCC